AUGGAUGAGUCCCCAGGCCUGAUUGUAAAGCCCAGCAGCUGUGACCCUAUCUCCGCCACACAUAAGCCCGCAUCCCAUAGGGUCAUCAAAACACGCUACAAGAUUGACACACGCAGAGCCCAUACAAUCCACCACAACCCAACUCUUUCCUACAGGGUCAAGAGAGUGCAUUCUGCCAGAAUCCUCCUGCAGAAUCGACUAAGGACAGCUUCAGAAAGGCAGUGGAGGGGUCGAAGCAUGAGAUGGAUCGGUGGAGCAUUGUACAGAGUCUCAGCCAACAAGCUCUCUCGCACUCAAACCACCUGCACACCUAACAGCAGACUAGGAGAAUGGUACAAUCCAUAUGCUUCCUCGGCUGGUAACCAGGGAAGAACAUCAGCCACACGUUACGUAGCCAGUCGUGCUGUGCAGAAGAGUUUAGCUAUAAUACGACAGGCCCGACAGAAGAAACAGAAGGCCAAGCAGUACUGCAUGUACUAUAACCGUUUCGGCAAGUGCAACCAUGGUGAUGCCUGUCCCUACAUCCAUGACCCUGACAAAGUGGCCGUCUGCACCAGGUUUCUCCGAGGCACAUGCAAACAGACAGAUGGGACUUGUCCUUUCUCGCAUAAAGUAGCCAAAGAGAAGAUGCCUGUGUGCUCAUAUUUUCUGAAGGGGAUAUGUAAUAACAGUAGCUGUCCCUACAGCCAUGUUUAUGUGUCUCGCAAAGCUGAUGUGUGCAAAGACUUUGUCCGAGGCUACUGCCCUCAGGGAGAUAAGUGCAAGAAGAAACACACACUGGUGUGUCCAGACUUCUCAAGUACCGGUGCGUGUCCACGUGGAUCCAAAUGCAAACUGCACCACAGACAGAGCUCAAAACGAUCCGCCUCUAACGCAAGCUUUGGACCGGCCAGGAAAGCACGCACUACAGACAUUUUAAAGAGUUCAGAGGUAGUUCAGACACAAUCUACAGAGUCCACAGAGGCAGAUGAGGGCUCAUCCUGCUCGGGUCCUGAGAAGCUACCUUCCUUCAUCUCCUUGUCUAGCUCUCCUGACAUGCCAGAGAACCCUGAUACCCCAAAGGUCCCUCCUGCAGCAGGCCCACAGGCCAAAGGAAAGCCGCUACAUAUCAAGCCACGAUUCUUAUCUACAACACAGACAGAAAGCUUGCCGAAGGAGGGCUGAUGGUGGGUGUUUUAAUCGUUAACAAAAAUCAUUUUAACUUGAUUUUUUACUUUAGUAAUAUAUACAGCAUAAAUUCUGCUGUUACCAAAUGGUUUACAAAGACGUUUUUACAUGAGACAUUCACAGCUACUUUCUGGUGUGAAGUCACAUGUUUGGUUUCAGGAAUUUUGCAAUGCAAUUCUAAGAUUUUAUUAAACAUUUCUCAGAAUACGUUCAUUACAGAACUCAGUUUCUGCAUUAUAAUCAAAUGCUAUACUGACAAAAUGCAAACGUUCGCAUCGAGUUCUUAGAGUUAGUUUAAAAAUGUAUACGUAUUUCUCAGGGAUUUUAAAAAAGGCUUUUCUGUAGUGGUUUGUUAUGCAGAGAAAUUGUAUUAUUUCAAAUGCAAACUUGUGAAAAUCUAUUUUCAAAUGUGGAAAUAACUCAAUAAAAUUGCUUUGUGAUUUGCA
Puntigrus tetrazona (Sumatra barb) is the source of this 1613-nucleotide messenger RNA. RefSeq names its product zinc finger CCCH domain-containing protein 3-like. The transcript is spliced from 10 exons. The record is from RefSeq and is a predicted model, not a curated record. Lineage: Eukaryota; Metazoa; Chordata; Actinopteri; Cypriniformes; Cyprinidae. Gene Ontology annotation, cellular component: nucleus. Gene Ontology annotation, molecular function: metal ion binding. The coding region runs from base 1 to 1164 and encodes 387 amino acids.